Molecule: messenger RNA, 591 nt
Organism: Fusarium tjaetaba
Lineage: Eukaryota; Fungi; Ascomycota; Sordariomycetes; Hypocreales; Nectriaceae
Product: shikimate kinase
Exons: 2
Coding region: 1-591 (196 amino acids)
Cellular component (GO): cytoplasm
Molecular function (GO): gluconokinase activity
Source: RefSeq, a predicted model, not a curated record
AUGAGCGAUCUCAAAAAACCAGAAGUAAAGCCUGUACCAAAAGACCACCGAUGGAUCCUCUUUGUCUCAGGCCCGACUGCAUCCGGCAAAACAUCAGUCGCUAAAUUCAUAGCAGAGAAGCUCAAUCUCAAAUUCGUCGAAGGCGAUGAUUUCCACCCAAAAACCAACAUCGAGAAAAUGAGCCACGGCCAACCCCUCACAGACCAAGACCGCUACGGCUGGCUGCAAGCUCUCCACGAACACGCAACGCACCAUCCUAUCGGUCCAGGAACAGAACACCUCGUCGUUACCUGCUCAGCACUCAAGCGCCAAUACCGCGAUAUGCUACGUGAAGGAUCUGACAAGGCUGGUGAUUUGCGCGUUCACUUUUUACAUCUUGAUGCGCCAGAGGAAGUGCUCACGAAGCGUGCUGCGGAGAGGAAGGGGCAUUUUGCGGGACCGGCGCUUGUGCAUAGUCAGUUUGAGGUAUUGGAGAGGCCGACGGAGGAUGAGAAUGAUGUUUUGAUCGUUAGUGUUGAUCAGUCGGUUGAGGAUGUUCAGAGGGAGGCGUUGGAGAGGGUGAAGGAGCUUUUGGAUGAUGAUCCUGAGUAG